GCCGACAAGCACACCUCUAACGUCGCAGCACCGUAGGCGCCCAUAUCAUCAUUUUUUGUCAGAGCGCCUAGUCGUUGAGCUGUCACAUCCCAGUCCGAAUACCAAGCGUUUGGUGAAAGCCCAAGAAGGAAGGAGGAUUACUCAAGACACGUCGAAGGAAAACAACAAAAAAAGCCAAAAUGUCUGAUCGCAAGGCCGUGAUUAAGAAUGCUGACAUGAGCGAGGAGAUGCAGCAGGAUGCUGUCGACUGUGCGACACAGGCUCUGGAGAAGUACAACAUUGAGAAGGACAUUGCCGCCUACAUCAAGAAGGAGUUCGACAAAAAAUACAACCCGACAUGGCAUUGCAUCGUGGGACGCAACUUUGGAUCGUAUGUGACACACGAGACGCGCCACUUCAUCUACUUCUAUUUGGGUCAGGUGGCCAUUUUAUUGUUUAAGAGCGGUUAAAGUAUUGUCGAGUCGGAUGAAGUGGUGGUGAGGAGGCUGGCAGCGGUGCAGCGGCUGCAGCAUGAGCAACUGCAACAGGAGCAAUGGCGGCAGCAGCAGCAGCAGCAGUAUCAGCGAGAACAUCAACAACAACAUUAUCAAGAACAUAAACAGACACAACAACAAUUAAAACACUCUCAAUCUGAUUCCCAAUCCCAUGAAGAAAAUUU
This is a messenger RNA of Drosophila bipectinata, 658 nucleotides long. RefSeq names its product dynein light chain 1, cytoplasmic. Gene Ontology annotation, cellular component: cytoplasmic dynein complex. The record is from RefSeq and is a predicted model, not a curated record. Gene Ontology annotation, molecular function: dynein intermediate chain binding. Gene Ontology annotation, biological process: microtubule-based process. NCBI's taxonomy places the organism in Eukaryota, Metazoa, Arthropoda, Insecta, Diptera, Drosophilidae.